Leguminivora glycinivorella is the source of this 1078-nucleotide messenger RNA. Its product is annotated as procathepsin L-like. Gene Ontology annotation, cellular component: lysosome. Gene Ontology annotation, biological process: immune response. The transcript is spliced from 6 exons. The record is from RefSeq and is a predicted model, not a curated record. Gene Ontology annotation, molecular function: cysteine-type endopeptidase activity. NCBI's taxonomy places the organism in Eukaryota, Metazoa, Arthropoda, Insecta, Lepidoptera, Tortricidae. The coding region runs from base 112 to 975 and encodes 287 amino acids.
CACCGUCGCAACCACGACUUUACCUUCGAACAAGUGAUCCAUGAGGAGUGGAAAGAUUUCAAGUUGCAGUACAACAAGCACUACAGGUCCACGGCAGACGACCGCCACCACAUGGGCAUCUACGCCGUGAACAAAUACAAGAUAGCCAAGCACAACGAAAUGUUCGAAAAGGGGAAAUGCUCCUUUAAACUGAAAGUGAACAAGUAUUCUGAUAUGAUGGAUCAUGAAUUUAACAGAAAAAUGAAAGGCUUCCAUUACCGAGCAGGUCCCAGAGCUGAAAAUCACACUAAGCCCUUCGUGACCCCUAUGUUGGCGGACUAUCCAUCAACCAUGGACUGGCGGCAGCGAGGCGUGGUCACUGAUGUGAAGGAUCAGAAGCAGUGUGGAGCUUGCUGGGCAUUCAGUGCCAUCGGCGCUCUCGAAAGUCAAAUGGCCAUCAAGACCCAACGACUGGUGUCCUUAUCAGAGCAGAACUUGAUCGACUGUUGCACCAGUAACUAUGGCAAUAACGGCUGCAAUGGCGGUUGGAUGAACAGCGCCUUCCAAUACAUCAAGGACAAUGGAGGGAUCGAUGCUGAAGCUUCAUACCCGUACCAGGCGGGUCAAUAUCAGUGCAGGUACUACUCCGGAAGCGCGGCCGCGACCUGCACGGGCUACGUGUCCAUACCGCAAGGAGACGAAGGGAAGUUGAUGGAUGCAGUCGCCUCUAUAGGCCCAGUAGCCGUCGCUAUCAAUGCGCCCAGUACUUUUCAGCAAUACGCUGACGGAGUGUAUUACGAGCCAGCUUGUACGACUAAUAGUCUUAACCAUGCGGUGCUUGUGGUGGGCUACGGCACUGAUCCCUACGGAGGAGACUACUGGCUAGCCAAGAACUCGUGGGGCAAGACGUGGGGCAUCAAUGGCUACGUCAAGAUGGCGCGGAACCGGUACAACCACUGCGGCAUCGCCACCACUGCUUCUUAUCCCACGGUUUAACACUUAGACUACUUCGAGUUUUGCGAAGGAGGCUUCCACUAAACUUGGCUGGGUGUCUGGUGACCUGUGCUCAGCUAAUUUCCUUGCACAACGCCUGAGCCUA